AUGUUUUCUUGUAGGGAAAACAAUGAAGUUGCAGGACAUGCAGUUGGUUCAGCAAGAGAACCAAUAGAGCAAGGGGUAAGUAGAAUGAUAUUCACAAGCUCAAGAGGUGCCUGUCAGUAUCCCAAUAUCAAAACCUCCCGAUAUUAGAAAAGAUAAAAUCACUUUUUAUCAUUAGCACUAGAGAAGUGUUCUGCGGUUCAUGUUUUCAUUUGCUCCUCGCCGCUGGGGAGAAACGGCUGUUUUGUCUCCAUAAAGCAUGUUGCCGAAAUCGAUCACAAUCCUAUAAAUCCUAUCGCAAGUUGUGACUUAAAAAAAUUGCAGCUUUGAAUUUAUUUGUUUUGUACAUACUCAAGUUUUGGCAUCAGCACAGUUAGACUGCAAGGACCCGCUUCGGUGAUAGUUCAGAUAGUUGGAUGCUGGGACUCACAAGAACUGUUUUUUGACACAUUUAUUAAGAGACAACUUUUAACAAGAAAGUGAUAAUAUCUCCUACGCUGGCUUAAAAAUAUGAUUUCCUCUUUUGUGCAGGCGAUCGGUGGUCAACAACCCAUUGAAGGAGUGUAUCUUCCCAUUCAGGAUGUAGAACAGACAGAACAUGGAUUUCAACAGCUUUUUAUUGGUCAACUUAACGCUGCAGGGAUUUACAAUGGGCUGAUGGAUCACCAAGGGAUCUCACCACUGCCAGUUGUGCCACCAAGAUACCCUGACCGCCUGAAAGAGAUACUUGUUGAGAAUAUGAAUUUUCGUCCAAUGCAGGAGGUUCCCUUAUACCAGUUGCAUUCUCGAAGAGGUAGACAGCCGAUGCAGUACGCGGAGCAAACUAGAGGAAUGCAAUUCAGAGAAUGGGCUGGAGCUAGACCACCAGCAACUCAGAUGCACUGCGGGCGAGGAUGGACUGAUGCAACUGAGUCGUUCGCUGGAAUCAGGUGCUCUAGAUCUGUCGAGGAGACCAGCCAAUUUCCAGCGCAGAAUCAAGGAGGUGAACGGAUGCGUGCAUCCAGUUCUCCACGACAGCUGACUUCGAACAGGUCAGUAUACGUCCUCAAAUUAAGCCAAACGCAUAUCCCAUCCAGCUAAUUCGAGGGCUAUUUUAAAUGUUUCCCGAUCCUCUGGCCACGGGUAAGCAGUGCGUCAUGUUACACCUUGACUUGAUUGAAAUCGCAGUGGUUGGUUUUACAUCUCUGCAGGAAUAGCAAAAUCAUGACGUAGUUUAAUAGACAGUUUAAUUUCUAUGAUCUUUGCUACCUAGUCACCUAUCAAUACGCUGAAAGGGUCUUUUAAACAAAGCCAUGAAAUUCUAAGUAAACAUCCGGAAAUUACAGCAGUUACAGGUCAUAAUGACUUCCAUAAACAUCGUACAAGCGUCAAAGUUUACUUUUUUAGCUAGUAUAGCAUCCAAGUUUGUUAGCGACUGUUUCCAAUUUGUCUUUUCUCUAUGCCACAACUCAAAAACCGCCCUCACAAAACCAACCAGACCUUUACGAAAAAUGAAAUAAUCAUCCUAGAACCGAAUUUUCUCUACAGGUCAAGUCCACCAGAGCCUUUGUUGACUAAAGGUCAGAUCUGUGGUGGAGAUUAUACUUGGAUUAUAGAGCAUUUCUCUCAGCUCCUCCACGGUGAUAGUGAUGGAAUAAAAACAUCAUUUGAUAGUCCUCCGAUUUACACUAGUUUGCGUGGAUACAAGUUCUUCAUGCGUGUCUACCCAAAAGGCGUUGAUGGUGGAGAUGGAAGUCAUAUUGGCCUGUUUGUUGGUAUGAUGAAGGGGAAUUUUGAUAAUAGGCUAAAAUGGCCAUUUUGUGGACGAAUCUCCCUCUCCAUGUUGGAUCAAAGCAAUGAUGCUCACAGCUUCUGCAACGAUGUCAGUGGCACUUUUAUGGCCAACAGAAAUCUUGAAGCUUUUCAGAAACCUGCUGCCAGCGGCCAAUACACCACUCUGUAUGGCUACGAGAAGUUUGCGCCCAUCGACACGGUUCGUUGCCCACAGUACUCCAAAGAUGAUGCAGUGAUGAUCAAUAUCGAGAUUCACAAAAAUUCCUAA
This is a messenger RNA of Porites evermanni, 2038 nucleotides long. The record is from the annotation of a GenBank genome assembly. NCBI's taxonomy places the organism in Eukaryota, Metazoa, Cnidaria, Anthozoa, Scleractinia, Poritidae.